Molecule: messenger RNA, 665 nt
Organism: Trichechus manatus latirostris (Florida manatee)
Lineage: Eukaryota; Metazoa; Chordata; Mammalia; Sirenia; Trichechidae
Gene: AARD
Product: alanine and arginine rich domain containing protein
Exons: 2
Coding region: 1-393 (130 amino acids)
Source: RefSeq, a predicted model, not a curated record
AUGGAUAAUAGUCCCACGCGAGGCUUCCGCAGGGACAGCGUGGACGCCGACGCCCAGGACGAGAUGCCCACCACCAGCGGGCUGUUGGAAGACAUCAGGCGGCGGCUGCUGCGCGCCUUCCAGCGGGCGGUACCGCGCGCGGGCUCGAGACGGGCCCGGGAAGAGGCGGAGGCAGCGGCUGAGGCCCGGCCGGAGGAGCUUAGCUCGGCGCGCGUCGAGGGCGCCCUGGCCGCGCUGCGCGCGGAACUGCUGGAAAUGCGUUUCCAAAACCGCCAGCUGGCCAGAACUUUACUGGAUUUAAACAUGAAAAUGCAGCAAUUGAAAAAGGAGUAUGAACUGGAAAUUGCAUCAGAAUCUCAAGACCUGGAAGAUAAUGCUGUGAACCAGGAAUAACAAAAUACACAUUUGAAGAUCUGAACCCUAAAAUUAACAGACAACGCCAAAAUAAUUCUGAUGGUAGAAUUAUGGAUGCUUUGUAUAAGCUUUUAGGGGCAAUUUGGAGACUGAAAACUCAGAUGCUGUGGGGAAGUGACAGAAAACAUCUAAGAGAGAAAGGAGUGGAAAAUGGUGUGUAAUCAAGUUUUAAAUUUAUUCAUUGUUUUGGCUGGGAGAUAGAUAUGAAAAGAAUGUGUUGAAGAGUGCCUUAAUACCAAUUUCCAGCAUUC